CGGGUGCCACUGUCACUGAGCGCAGCAGCACAGAGGACUAGCUCUGAAUCAUGGCCACCGACGCAAUAUCGGCGUGCACCGGAUCCAGCUUGUUACAGCCGAUAAGCGAAAUAAUCAACCUCCCGUUAGACCAGGUGAAUUUCGUGGUGUGUCAGCUGUGUGCGCUCCUCACAGCCUUCUGGUUCCGCCUCUACCUGCACCCUAGUAAGACGAGUCCCUUUGUGCGACAUGUGGUGGCCACGCUGCUGGGCUUAUACUUCGCCCUCUUCUGCUUUGGCUGGUAUGCUCUCCAUUUCCUGGUGCAGAGUGGCAUCACCUAUGGCAUCAUGAUCUUGGCUGGAGUUGAGCACAUGCACAAAUACUGUUUGGUUUUUGCCCUGGCUUACCUCAGCUUCUGCCAGAUCACGCGGGUGUAUGUCUUCGACUACGGCAUGUACUCAGCUGACUUCACAGGACCCAUGAUGGUCAUCACACAGAAGAUCACCAGUAUGGCCUUUGAGAUUCAUGACGGAAUGGCCCGGAAGGAAGAUCAGCUCACUCAGAGUCAAAAGCUGUUGGCUAUACGGCGGAUGCCCAGUCUCCUGGAGUACUUCAGCUAUAACUGUAACUUCAUGGGCAUGCUAGCCGGCCCCACCUGCUCCUACAAUGAUUACAUCGCCUUCAUUGAGGGCAAACCCUUUCGUCACAGAGAGCAGGAGACGAAUGGGAAGCUGCAGGGGAAAACUAGGCUAAACGACCCUUCACCUAAUACGGAAGUUCUUCGCAAGCUGGCCACCUGCUUCAUCUCUCUGUCGGUCUUUCUCUCCGUCUGCAAAGUUUUUCCUGUGGAGCGCAAUGUCGAUGAUGACUUCAUUGCCACCACACCCUUCUACGCCCAGGUGGUCUACCUGUAUCUGUCCAUGCUGACCACCCGUCCUAAAUACUACUUUGUUUGGACUCUGGCUGAUGCUAUUAACAACGCAGCUGGCUUUGGCUUUAAUGGCUAUGACAGUGAUGGAUUGCCACGAUGGGACCUCAUCUCCAACCUGAGGAUAAUGAACAUUGAGUUAGCCACCAGUUUUAAGGUGUUUCUUGAUAACUGGAAUAUACAGACUGCACUCUGGCUCAAAAGGGUGUGUUAUGAGCGCUGUCCUUAUAACCCCACGGCCGCAACCUUCCUGCUCUCUGCAAUGUGGCAUGGAGCUUAUCCAGGCUACUACCUCACCUUCCUCACGGGCAUUGUGGUCACACUGGCUGCCAGAGCGGUGAGGCACAAUGUAAGGCCACACUUCUUGGGUUCACCAACGCACAAAUUUGUGUAUGACAUCAUCACGUGGGCCAGCACACAGAUAGCUAUCUGUUACACUGUGGUGCCCUUUGUGUUACUUUCUGUGGGUCCGUCCCUCAAAUUCUACAGGUCAUGGUACUUUUCUGGACACAUAGGCUGUGUACUGCUGGCCAUAGCUUUGCCUGUGAAGCCUCGGCACCUGCGGCUGAAGGAGCAGCACAGCCUUUCCUCCAGCUCCGACUCCACAGACAGCCAGAAACAGAAAGCCACAUGAGCCCAGCCCCUGCACCCCCACUGCGGCACGGAACACACUCAGAUCGGCCAGCGCUCCUACUCUGCAGCCACCCACGCGGAGAGUCAGAUGAUUAAAACUCAAAAACAAACAUCCAAACAUCCAGCCUCUGCCUGGACUCGUCCAGUGGGGCGUCAUACUAAUCUUGGCUCUAAAAGGCGGCACCAGGACUUGGCAUUGACUUGAGGGGAAGGGUUUGAUGGGUUUGAAUCAGACUGGUGGCAGCGUUACAAUGAGCAGCAAGUGAAGCUCUGAUGUACAGAAUUAUGCAAACCUGCCUUUACGCUCCCCAUUGCCACCACAGGCAUUGUUACUUUAACAUGCAGGUUUUGUUUUGGGUAUGUAUAUAGCAUUACCUCGCAGGAGACCAUUAGAAAGAAGCUGAUGAUGGUGUUUCUAAACACUUUCAAUGUUUGUGAUGAUAACAAAACACCUAUUCAAAGUAGAUGAUUUGAAAGUGGGGGAAAAAAACCAUCCAGUGACAGACAAUAGCUUGCCGCCAUGCCAAUAUGUCAAUGUGCAUUUAGUCAUUAUUUCCCCAUUCAUCUUUUACUCUCUUGAGUUAGGCUUAAAGCGAGCCUUCUCUUCUUCUCAAAGAUGCUGUAAGUUCAUUUGGAGAUUUAAAUCCAUGGCAGUGCCAUCGUAACAAGGCUCUUCAGUCCAUGUCAUCUUUAGUAUAGUGUGUGUGAACAUCUCUUGUGCAUGAGGUUUGCAUAUCUUCAGAUUUGCCCCAUGGUAUAAACACUGCAGACCCAUCUCUGCUGAUUCAACAUGAAGCUUUAAAAAGCAUUUUCAGCACAUUCCGUUCUAAACUUCAGUUUCUUUUUAGUUCUAGAAAGACACUUUCUAAUGAUAAUAUUUCAGAAUUAGCCUGAACUGAGAAAAAGGCUGUGGAUUUGAAAUAUUUGCCCAAACACUUAAUGCCCAACUUCAGAUUUCAUGUUUUUUGUAAAUUAUGUGAUUAAAAGAAAACCUUUUGCAACUACA
Pygocentrus nattereri (red-bellied piranha) is the source of this 2546-nucleotide messenger RNA. It is a transcript of the gene mboat2b, whose product is annotated as membrane bound O-acyltransferase domain containing 2b. The transcript has 13 exons. Gene Ontology annotation, biological process: lipid modification. The record is from RefSeq and is a predicted model, not a curated record. NCBI's taxonomy places the organism in Eukaryota, Metazoa, Chordata, Actinopteri, Characiformes, Serrasalmidae. Bases 51 to 1541 code for a protein of 496 amino acids. Gene Ontology annotation, cellular component: membrane. Gene Ontology annotation, molecular function: acyltransferase activity.